Carcharodon carcharias (great white shark) is the source of this 4053-nucleotide messenger RNA. It is a transcript of the gene npl, whose product is annotated as N-acetylneuraminate pyruvate lyase (dihydrodipicolinate synthase). The record is from RefSeq and is a predicted model, not a curated record. Gene Ontology annotation, biological process: N-acetylneuraminate catabolic process. Lineage: Eukaryota; Metazoa; Chordata; Chondrichthyes; Lamniformes; Lamnidae. The transcript has 12 exons. Bases 64 to 987 code for a protein of 307 amino acids. Gene Ontology annotation, molecular function: 4-hydroxy-tetrahydrodipicolinate synthase activity; N-acetylneuraminate lyase activity.
ACAUGCGCAGGCGAAUCCACGUAGGUGGUGCUGCUGCUUUGGUAGGAACGGAUAACUGAGCUUAUGAUGGCAAUACCCAGGAACAAGCUUUGUGGUUUGGUAGCAGCAACCUUCACACCUAUGACACAAGAUAAUGAAAUAAAUCUCUCUGUAAUUGGUCAAUAUGUUGAUUAUCUGGUAAAAGUCCAGGGGAUUAAAAAUAUUUUUGUGAACGGCACAACUGGAGAAGGCAUGUCCCUUUCUGUUGAAGAAAGAAAAUUGCUUGCAGAAGAGUGGAUCAGCCAAGGAGAGGGCAAGUUAGAUCAGGUGAUAAUUCAUGUGGGUUCCUUGUGUAUAAAAGAAUCGCAACAGUUGGCAAAACAUGCUGCUGCAUACAAUGCCUCUGGAAUUGCCGUCAUUUCACCAUUCUUCUUCAAGCCUCAAAGUAUAGAGGCUUUGACAGAAUUUCUAAAGGAAGUAGCAUCUGCUGCCCCCAGCAUACCUUUCUACUAUUAUCAUCUUCCUGAAUUUACUGGAGUAUCUUUAAAUGUUGUGGAACUGCUAGAUGGGAUUGAGAAAAGGAUUCCCACGUUUCAGGGAGUAAAGUUCACCAGCAGUGACUUAUUGGACUUUGGUCAAUGUGUUCACAAGUACAAGGAUAGAUUUGCUUUGCUGUAUGGAAAAGAUGAGCUACUCUUGUCUGCAAUGGUAUUGGGAGCAAAUGGAGCUGUUGGCAGUACAUACAAUUACAUUGGAGAUUUAUGUAAUAAGAUGCUGACUGUUACUGAAAGAGGAGACUUCAACAUGGCCAGGGAGCACCAGGCUUUAGUCCAGGAAUUCAUCGGUUUUGUGAACCGGUUUGGUUUUGGAGUGGCAGAAAACAAGGCUACGAUGAUGCUUGUAUCGGGAAUUCCACUUGGACCCCCUCGCCUGCCGUUAUUAAAAUGCAGUGAAGCGAAACAAGCAAAAAUAUUGGCCAAACUUAAAAUCCUGGGAAUAUUGACAUGAGUAAUAGUGGAUGAAAUUUAAACUUUGGAUACUCAUGUUAUUCUGUAUUUUGAUUAUUCAGUUUUCUUCCUUACUAUUAUCUGUUAGAUACAAGAUAGACCAAGAAAGUGUCUCAGAUUCACAGAAUUGUUGCUGCAUGGAAGGAUGCCAGUCAGCCUAUUGUGUGUACCAAAUCAGUGAUGCACCUAGUACUAAUCAUCCACUUUCUCCCUGUAACCCUGCACAUACUUCGUUUUCAGAUAAUCCAAUUCUUGAAUUCCCUGAUUAAACCUGCCUCCACCACAAUCAGGCAGCGCACACAAGUUGCUGCAUGAAAAAAGUUUUCAUGUCUCCAUUGCUUCUUUUGCUAAUUACCUUAAAUCUGUGCAUGCUCAUUCUCGAUCCUUCCACCAUGGGAAAAGUUUUUCUUUAUCUGCUCUAUCUAGACCCCUCAUGAUUUUGGAAACCUCCAUCAAAUCCCCUCUCAACCUUUUCUUCUCCAGGGAAAACAGUCCAAACUUCUCCAAUCUAUCUACUUAACUGAAGUUCCUCAUCCUUGGAACCAUUCUUGUGAACCUUUUCUGCACUCUCUUUAAUGCCUUCAUCUUUCCUAAAGUGUGGCUUGCAGAACUGGACCUCAGAUGAGGCCAAACCAGUGUUUCAUACAAGCUUAAUAUUACCUCCUUGACCUUGUACUCUCUGCCUCUAUUAAAAAGCCUAGGAUACCAUAUGCUUUAUUAACCACGCUCUCAACCUGUCCUGCAACUUUCAAUAACUUAUGUGCAUAUACACCCAGGCCCCUAUGCUCCUGCACCCUCUUUUUAAAAUUGCACCUUUUUAUUUUAUAUUGUCACACUGUUCUUCCUACCAAAAUGAAUCACUUCAUGCUUCUCUGCAUUGAAUUUAAUCUGCAACUUGUUCGUCCAUUCCAACAUGCCUAUGUCUUUUUUGAAGUUCUACACUCUCCUCCUCACAGUUCAUAAUGCUCACAGUUCCAAGUUUCAUGUCAUCCACAAAUUAUGAAAUUGUGUCCUGUACACCAAGGUCUAGGCUAUUCAUAUAUAUCGGGGAAAAGCAAGAGUCCCCUGUGGAAUUCCACUGCUAACCUUCCUCCAGUCUGAAAAACAUCCAUUAACCACAACUCUGUGUCCUAUCACUUGGCUAAUUUCAUAUACAUGUUGUUAUGGUCCCUCUUGUUCUAUGAACUAUAACUUUGCUCACAAGUCUUUUGUGUGGUAGUAUCAGAUGCUUUUUGGCAAUCCAUGUAUACCCCAUGGACAGGAUUACCUCAAUCCUCACUUGCUGCUUCGAAAAAACAGUUUGCCCUUAAUUAACCCACAAGUACCCAAGUGGCUAUUAAUUUUGUCCUGAAUUAUUGUUUCUAGAAGCUUCCCCACCACUGAAGUUAAACUGACUGACCUGUAUUUGCUGGACUUAUUUUUAUACCCUAGUUCAAAAAAGUGUAACAUUUGCACUUCUCCAGUCCUCAGCACCACCCCUGAGCCUAAGGCAGACUUGAAAAUUAUGGUCAGUGCCUCUGUAUUUUCCAUUCUCACCUCCCUCAGUAUCCUUUGAUGCAUCUCCUCUCACCUGGUGCCUUAGCAACUUUUAAGAACAGACAGCCUAUCAAAUACCUCCUCACCAAUUUUACAUCCUUCAUUUGUCUGAAUUGCCUCCUCUUUCACCAUGACCUGGAUGGCAGCAUCUUCCUUGAUAAAGACAAAUACAAAGCAUUCAUUUAAUACCUCAACUAUCUCUGCUGCCUCCAUGCAUAAAUCCCCUUUUUGGUCCCUUAAUGGCCCCCUUCCUCAUUUUACCACCCUUUUACUAUUUAUAUGCCUAUAGAAGACUGUUUGGGGUUCCCAUUUAUGUUAGCUGACAAUCUCCUCUCUGUUAGCUUCUCUUAUUUUCUUUUCCAAUUCUCUGAACCUUCUAUAUUCAGCCUGGUUCUCAGUUGUAUUAUCCGCCUAACAUCUGUCAUAAGCAUACUUUGUCAUCUUCAUCUUCAUCUCUAUCUCCUUUUUCAUCCAGGGAGCUCUAGAUUUGUUUGCCCUACCUUUCCCCUUGUUGGGAAUAUACCUCAAUUAUGCCAGAACUUCUUUAAAGGCAGCCCAUUGUUCAGUUACUGUUUGUCCUACCAAUCUUUGAUUCCAAUUUAUCUGGCCAAGACUCAUUCUUAGCAAUUUGAAGUUAGCUUUCCCCCAGUUCUUAACCUGGCUUGUUCUUUGUAUCCUAUAGUUAGGCUGACUAUGGAAAAGGACAAUGAUCAUUAUUCUCCAAAUGCUCUCCUGCUGACACUUGAUCCACCUCAUUCCCAAAAACCAGCUCUGGCAAUGCCUCCUCUUCUCAUUUUUACUGGAAACAUACUGCUAUAGAAAUAUUUUCUUGAACACACUCCAGGAAUUCUUGCCCCUCUCUGCCCUUUACACAACUACUAUCCUAGUUUAUAUUUGGAUAAAUAAAGCCCCCAUUAUAACUACUCUAUAAUUCAUGCACCUCUCUAAUUUCCUUGCAAAUUUUUCACUCUACAUCUCUUUGCACUACUCGGUGGUCUACAGACUACAUCAAGCAAUUUAACUGUACCUUUUAUGUUCCUUAGCUCUACCCAAAUAGAUUCUUUCCUUGACUUUCCAGCACUGCAAUGUUCUCAAUCAAUAGCACCACUUUUUCCCCCUGUUCUUUCUUUAUAUCUUUUCUGAACACCUUGUAUCCAAGAAUAUUUAAUGCCCAGUCCUGCCCUCCUUUGGGCCAAGUUUCUAUAUAAGCCGUACAUUGUACUUCCACAUGGUAAUCUACACCUUUUAAGUCUCCAAUCUUAUUUACCACAAUCCAUGCAUUCACAUACAUGUGCAGUAACCCUAAUAUAGACCUUAUUACUUUCUCCCUUACUCUGAACCCAUCUAGUAACUUACUAUUUACUACUUUAGUGCUAUCCAUCUCCACUGGUAAUCUGUGCACUUUGGUAUUCCUCUAUGAUAUUACCUCAUGGUUCCCACACCCCUGCCAAUUUGAACCUUCCCCAAUAGCAAUCAAAGUAGAUCAGUCAUGUUUUAUUUUGUUACAAUGUAUUAAAAUGAUUGAACUUUA